AUGGAAGAAUCUGUCAAUUUCGUCAAAGGCUACGGCAAAAUCGAUCCUUCCGACGACGAUACAACCGCCGUUCACCGUCAAUCUCCGUCACCUAACCGCCGUAAAACCCUCACCAUCGCCGUUACCGUCACUCUACUCCUUUUCGCUAUAAUAAUCGCCGUAACAAUCGCCGCUGCUACAACGGCUCACCACCAACACACGAAACAGUCGCAACCGUCGCAAUCGCCGUCGCUCAAGUCAUCGGAAUCGAUCAAAACCGUAUGUGCAGUCACGCAACAUCCAGACACAUGCUUCACCGACGUCGUUUCCGUUAAUUCCGGCAACAAAGCCGUCGAUCCGGUGGUGAUUUUCAACCUAACGCUUCAACUCGCCGUGACGGAGCUAACGAACGUCUCGUCGUUGCCUAAAACCCUAAUUUCGAACUCGAACGAUUUACGAACCGGAUCCGCGUUGCGAGACUGUGCGAAUCUGUUUGAUGACGCGGUGAGUCAACUGAGUCGGUCGGUUGAGUCGAUGCGUGGUGAGUCGGUGUUGACGGUGGAGAAAGUAGGGGAUUUGAAGACGUGGAUUAGCGCGGCGAUGACGGAUCAGGAGACGUGUGUGGAUGGAUUGGAGGAGAUGGGAUCGACGGCUGUGGAUGAGGUGAAGAUGAAGGUGCAGAGAUCGAGUGUGUGUAUGAGCAACAGCUUAGCAAUUCUCGGUCAUAUGGAUGAGAUACUUGAGAAAUUUGGGAUGCAUUUGCAUUGA
Molecule: messenger RNA, 747 nt
Organism: Helianthus annuus (common sunflower)
Lineage: Eukaryota; Viridiplantae; Streptophyta; Magnoliopsida; Asterales; Asteraceae
Product: pectinesterase 1
Exons: 1
Coding region: 1-747 (248 amino acids)
Molecular function (GO): pectinesterase activity; pectinesterase inhibitor activity
Source: RefSeq, a predicted model, not a curated record